Messenger RNA from Daucus carota subsp. sativus, 1557 nucleotides. RefSeq names its product metalloendoproteinase 2-MMP. Gene Ontology annotation, biological process: proteolysis; extracellular matrix organization; collagen catabolic process. The transcript has a single exon. Lineage: Eukaryota; Viridiplantae; Streptophyta; Magnoliopsida; Apiales; Apiaceae. The coding region runs from base 292 to 1389 and encodes 365 amino acids. The record is from RefSeq and is a predicted model, not a curated record. Gene Ontology annotation, molecular function: zinc ion binding; metalloendopeptidase activity. Gene Ontology annotation, cellular component: extracellular matrix.
ACAUAUAGAACCCAAAUGUCGAAAAAUUCAAACUCUUGUUUAAUCUCUCUUCUAGACCCCAACUAAAAUUCAACACGCAAGACAUUUCCAACAACAAAUCGAUUCAUCCAAUUUCACAACCUACAAAUGCCGCCCUUAACCAAUCAUUUUCUCAGUAGCAGCUUCCUAAGAAACUCAACUACUUCAACUUCUCUUUAUAACCUCCCAUUCAAUUCAAACCUAUAUUUCAUUUCGAUAUUUCACCAACCGAUUUACAAAGAUUAAGAUCAGUUUCUAAUCACAAUCAUUAACAUGCAAAACAUGUCUUUACACUUUUUUACAGCUUUAGUCUUUCUUCUUACAAUAUCUUCCUCGGUACUCACAAUCCAUGCAUUUCCCGCAGAUUUUGUUCCCAAAUUUUUUCCGAAUAUAUCCUCGUUACCUCCACCACCGAAAAAUUUAACCGCUGCAUGGGAGUCAUUCAAGAACCUGACCGGUUGUCGAAGUGGCGAAACCAGAGAGGGGCUAGAUAGACUCAAGAAAUAUUUGCGAGAAUUCGGGUACCUCAAUACCGAGAAUUUCACUAAUGAUUUCGAUAACUCGCUUGAAUCUGCAAUAAAGACUUAUCAACGUAACUUCAACUUGAAUACCACCGGGGAGCUCGAUGAAAAAACACUAACCCAAAUUCAAAGACCUAGAUGCGGUGUCGCUGACAUAGUCAACGGCACCAGCACCAUGAAUCCCGGGAAGUCGAAAUCGUCGUCACUCCACACGGUGGCGCAUUACUCGUACUUCCCGGGAUCGCCUCGCUGGCCUCAAAACACGCUAACCUAUUCUUUCGCAGCCGAAAAUCAGCUAGAUGACACUGUAAAAUCAGUGUUCAGGUCAGCAUUUGAUCGGUGGUCAACGGUGACCACGUUGACUUUUCUACAAACUGAUUCAUAUAGCAUUGCCGACAUCAAAAUAGGGUUUUAUAGUGGGGACCACGGCGACGGCGAGGCCUUCGACGGGGUUCUCGGAACCCUAGCGCACGCGUUUUCUCCGCCGAGUGGACGGCUCCACCUCGACUCGGCGGAGAAUUGGGUGAUCAACGGUGAGAAUUUAAAGGAAACCUCGGCCGUAGAUUUGGAAAGUGUAGUGGUGCAUGAGAUAGGGCAUUUGCUAGGGUUAGGGCAUUCUUCGGUGGAAGACGCCGUGAUGUUCCCGUCGAUUCCUUCCGGCGCACGGAAAGUGCAACUCGACGGUGAUGACGUGGAGGGCAUUCAGUCGUUGUAUGGGACCAACCCUGGCUACGUGGCAUCAGCCAAUCCGGGUUCGCAGGAGAAUGAGACUAAUUUUGGGAAUGUUGUGGGACCGGUGUGGGGCCAGGUGUUAGGUUUGGCCUUUGGAUUAGUUUUAUUUAUUUUGUGAAUAAAUAUAUUGGAGAGUCUCGUAUAAAUUUUAUUUUGUUUUUGUUCUUUAUUGUUUUGUUUGUUGUAUACAAAAUGGAUCCCCACACAUUGAUGAGGAGGUUAGUUUAGGUCUUCAUAUAUUGUUGUAUGUACAUAUCAGGUAUAAAUUUUGAUUGUUCUUUAUUUA